ACAUGGCUGACGAUAACUUGGGCAAAAAUAGUAAUAACAAUACAGAUAUCACGACAAAUUUAGAGUCAACCCUAAAUGUAGCUUCGCUGCUUCAGUUAUUAACAAAUCCAACAGUUUUGCAGCAAGCUAUUACAAAUAUUACUACGCAAAAUCAACAAAUCCCUUUUGUGCCAAUUUCUACGCCUAAUUCUACUAUUUCUAUACCAUCAAAUACUCUUAUAGGCGUCAUUAAUAUAUCAUUUCCACGUGGUUCAAUACAAAAUCCUAUUACUAAAGAAGAAUAG
Funneliformis geosporum is the source of this 284-nucleotide messenger RNA. NCBI's taxonomy places the organism in Eukaryota, Fungi, Glomeromycota, Glomeromycetes, Glomerales, Glomeraceae. The record is from the annotation of a GenBank genome assembly.